Messenger RNA from Anolis carolinensis (green anole), 3143 nucleotides. RefSeq names its product zinc finger and SCAN domain-containing protein 20. The transcript has 5 exons. The record is from RefSeq and is a predicted model, not a curated record. NCBI's taxonomy places the organism in Eukaryota, Metazoa, Chordata, Lepidosauria, Squamata, Anolidae. Gene Ontology annotation, molecular function: RNA polymerase II cis-regulatory region sequence-specific DNA binding; DNA-binding transcription factor activity, RNA polymerase II-specific. Gene Ontology annotation, biological process: regulation of transcription by RNA polymerase II. The coding region runs from base 172 to 2019 and encodes 615 amino acids.
GUGGAAGCCAAAGGAGGGAGGAGUAAGUGAGCAUCGCCAAAACUGGGGCAGAGGGGGCUUUUGUUCUUAUUUAGGCUCCAAGAGAAAAGGAAGAGGAUCUGACCUGGCCUGGCCUUUCUUUUUGGAUGCAUCCAAAAAAGAAAGAAAAAGGAGGGUGCAUAGGAAGAGGUCAUGGUCAAUACUUCCGAAAAAAUUCAGUGUUUAAUACCCUUUGGGGAGAAGGAAACAGUGAAAAUGGAGUCAGAAGAGCCUAGAAGAGAUACACAAAGCGAGGUACCAGAAAGCACAAGCAAAGAUGGCCCAGGUUUCAACUCCAACGUAGAUCAUAAUGGAAGAAAUGAGCCUCCGGAUGCAAUGUCUUGUGGGACCGGGGGAAUGUCUCUCUCCAGAGUCACGUUGCCUCCGGUGAAGGAAGAGCCGCAAGAGGAAUGUACAGCCCAGCGCUGGGAAUCCCAGUGGCAGAAGUUCCUGAGGACAAUGGAGAGCCCUCUCUCACCACCGUCAUCAAAGGAAGCCACGCCAUGGGAAGACACCAGGGCCUUCCUGGCCUCCUUUGAGCGAGUGGCCGAAGCUUGCCGUUGGCCGAAGGAGGAGUGGACGGUCCGGCUCCUUCCGGCCCUCAGCGGAGAAGCCAAGGAGGCCUUUCUCAACCUGGAGGCCGGAAACAGGGAGGACUAUGAGAAGGUCAAGGCGGCCGUCUUGAGAGGAGAUGCCGUCAUCCAGGAGAAGGACCGUCAGCGCUUCAGGGGAUUCAGAUGCCCGGAGGCCAAAGGGCUGAAAGAAGCUUACGUACAACUUCAGGACCUUUGUCGUCGGUGGCUGAAGGUGGAGAGACGCGCCAAGGAGGAGAUGCUUGAGCUGGUGGUUCUGGAACAGUUCCUGACCCUCUUGCCCACGGAGGUCCAAAACUGGGUCGUGGGGCAUUACCCGGAGACCGGCUCCCAGGCAGUGGACCUGGCCGAGGAUUUCCUCCUGAGGCAGCGAAAGGCGGAAGGGGAAGGGGAACAGGUGCUGCAGGAAGUGGUGGUGGCUGUGAGUUGCUCAGAAGCAGACCAGCUUGUGUCGGAUGAACAGAGGCAGCUGCCCAUCAGAAUGAAAGAGGAAAUAGAGGAUGCACCGACCAGCAUGUUCGAAGUCUCGGCUCCCUCGAUUUCUCCUUUAAAUCCAACAAAAAGAGAGUGGGGGACCCCAGAUGAUGACGAGAAAUGUAUGCCCAGAAUCUCUAGUGUCGUGGGAUCCUACGAGUCAACAGUGUGGAAAGUGGAGGAGAUUGUUACUACAUCUUUCAAGGAGGAAAACACAUCCCCUCUUUUGGGCACGGAAGAUGGCACUGAUUGGCUAAAGCAAAAGGAGUGGGAACCAUGCAUAAUAUUAUCAGAAGAAACAGACUGCAAAGCUGCAAAAGAGAACGUGAAUGCCUCAAGAAUGCAGGAAAGAGAGCACGCAAAGGAAAGAAGGGAGGGACUCGUUCCUUGCCUCCUUGAAAACCCAGUAGAAAAGGAAAAUAAGAUUAACUCAGUGGAGAAGUUGUAUGUGUGCUCUGUGUGCGGGAAAGGCUUCAACCGCAUCAAAAGCCUGGCUUCACACCAAAGAAUCCACCAGGAAGGUGAAUGUGGAAAGGGCUACGCUGAAUGUGGCAAGGGCUGCUGUGAUCAGCCUGGCCUUGCGAAGCACAAAGGGAGAGACACAGAGAAGAAGCCCUAUCAAUGUCCUGUCUGCAAGAAGAGCUAUAAGCAGAAGGUGCGCCUGAUAACGCAUCGCAGGAUCCACAUAAAAGAGAUUCUGGAGUCUGGCCAGAACUUUGUCCCCGCCACAAGCUUGGUUUCAAACCAGAAGGUUCACACGGGGGAGAAACCGUAUCAGUGCCCGUUCUGUAGGAAAAGCUUCGGCUACAAGGCCAGCCUUCUUACCCAUCAGAUCAUUCACACCAGAGAGAAGCCGCACAAGUGCUCCGACUGCAGCAAGAGUUAUUUAAUCCAGUCCAGCCUCAUGAAGCAUAAGAGGAUUCACCGAGGAUGACGAAAGCGCAUCCGUGUUUGGGAGCAAGAAAAGGCUUCCCAACAAAGAGAGAAGCCAUAAAAGUGCUCAGUCUAUGGAAUUAGUCUUAUUUAUGCACACCAACGAAUACACCCCGUACAUAAAAAUGUGCAAACGGCAGAAAUAAUGUUAGUGAUAAAUCAACAAAUAGGAAAGAAUUAAAUCUAAAGGAGAUGUCUUACAAGUGUUUGAAUGUGGAAACAACUAUAGGUGCGUCUACACCAGGCAUGGGCAAACUUUGGCCCUCCAGGUGUUUUGGACUCCAACUCCCACCAUUCCUAACAGCCUCAGGCCCCUUCCUUUUCCCUCUCAGCAGCUUAAGCGGCUGAGGGGGAAAAGGAAAGGGCCUGAGGCUGUUAGGAAUGGUGGGAGUUGGAGUCCAAAACACCUGGAGGGCCAAAGUUUGCCCAUGCCUGCUUUAUAUAGUUUCUCCAACUUCACUCUGUCAGAGUAUUUGCAACGCAGCAGUAGUUGGAUGGAAGCAGUGGAGCGCAGAACGAAGAGACACUCAGAGACGUUGCUAAAACUAUUUACAAAGUUUUACUGUAUGCUGCAGUAAUCAACACAAACAGACUUACAGACGACAGAUGAACACAGGACUGUUCUGUUUUACAACAGAACUUGACUCAAACUCUAGGCAGACAGAACUCAACUGAACUGACGCAAUCAGUUUGCACAAAUACUUGUGUCUGGAUACUCCCUAGUUCCAGCCACACAUCAAGGUCGUCAUAGCUUCUUGGCAAUGAACUCUUUCCACACUAUGGUACAUUCUGGAUGAUGCAAUCAGUUGCAAUACAAGCAUGGCACAAAUUGCAUUUAAACACUAUCAAUACACAAAUCCCACAUUAACAAACUCACCCCUAAAAAUCAACACAAGAUAAAUUCCUUUAUGAGCCAUAUAUGUUUAAUUCAUUGGUUGAGCCCCCAGAAAAAACCCGCGUUUCUAAUUCUUUGGAGGACAAUCUCAUGAGACAGAGCUUCUUUCUUUUUUUUGGUGUUUAGCCCUUUAAUUGUGUUUUAGUUGGAUGGUUUUGUGGGUUUAUUUUGGAUGGAAAUGACGGUCAUAGAAAUGUGUAAGAAAAAAUAAAACUUGUAAGGAAACUUGC